CUCCCCACCUCCCCACCUCGCUCUUGCUCUAAUUGAUCCAAUCAUCUCUAGGCCACGCCCGCCGCAGAGCACUGUCGGGAGGCGGGGCAUAUACUGACACAUUCUGGCGCGCCCAGGUCACCUGACGUCCCACGUUAUUAGUCAUCGGACGUGCAUCCGGGUCCGCGCUAGAAAAGCCGAAGAUUCCGUCGCGCGAGGCUCUGAGAGCAGCACAAACUGCGGUCCCCGGGAGGCGUCCCUGGAUCUCUGAGGACUCGCCCAGCGCCGCGCGGUCCUUUGCCGCUUCUGCCCCAACCCGCCUCGCCUACCAAAGUCCUCAAAGAGGACUUCGCCGCCCGCUCUCCCCAUGUCCUCUGCUAGGCCCAGGAGCGCCUUCCACAGCGCCGUCGAGGUGAUGGGCAGCCGGCCCCGCAGCCCCAGCGCCUGCCCUGCGCCCUGGUGGGGGCAGCAGCCGGGAGGACCCGGCCCUGCCAAACGUCUCCGACUGGAGGAGCCCGCGGGUCCCGAACCCCGCGUGACGCCCAGCCUGGAAGACCCGGUGGGGAUCCCGGCCGUGGGCGCGGUCAUCUCCGUGGUGGUCCUGGCCACAGGCUGUGCCCUGCGUGUGCCCCUGGACACCGUCGACCUGGUGCUGGAGCUCCCGCCGACAUCGAUCCUGCGAGUGUCUCUCGGUGGACACAUCCUCAUCCUGAUCCCCGAGGUCCUCCUGAGCUCCGUUGACGAAUGCUCAGGAGCGCAGGGCGACUCGUCUGCCGGCCUGGAAGUGGACGUUUUCCUGGGCGCUCUCAGAGAGGACGUCGUCGUCGAGCAGGAAGUCUUCUGCGCAUCUGUCCCAGAGAUCGCCGCCCAGGAAGAGGCCUACGAGGAGGAGGCGGACCCCGAGUUCCCGGAGCUCCGGAUGGACUCCCCAACCGGCUCAGCCGCUGGGCUAUACCCCUUCGCUAGUGGUGUGUUCAGUCUCUACCGGGAGGGCCCCAUUCCAGGGCCCUGUGCUCUGGCCCCCAACCCCAGUUCAGAGAGACUCUCUCCACGCCCCAUCUUCGACCCAGAAUUCCACCUUCUGGAGCCUGUCCCCAGCUCACCUCUCCAACCUCUACCUCCCUCUCCGCGCGUGGGGAGUCCAGGUCCCCAUGCGCGCCCACCUCUCCCGGAACGCCCCCCGUGCAAGGCCCGCAGACGACUGUUCCAGGAAUGAACUGCUUCCCACAAUCCCUUGCCACCAGCUGCGGGUUCUUGUGGAUCCUCCAAGACUCACUUUGAGGACUUGCCACCGCCCAGAAAUGCAGCAUCUUCAUUCGUCGACAGUGGGCAGUUGGAUUACUGUUGUUUGGGUGGGUGGGUUGGUUGGCUGGCUGGUUGGUUGGUUUCUUGGCAGAAUUCCUUGGUAAAUGGCAAGCAAGGACAUGAAAAAAGAAAAGCAGAUUCUGGCAAGCACCUUUACCAAGAAGAGUAGACCACACAUAACCAGUCAUAGAUUUUCAGAUCCAUUGCCUUUGCUGCAGGAGCUGUUACUUCUGCCUUUAUUGCAGGAGCUGUUACUUCUGCCUUUGUCCCCUUCAGCCAACUCUAUCCUCAGUUUCACCCCUACUCUUGCUUAAAGCUCCCUUCAGUGUUCUUUCAAAUUCCCCCCUUUUUUUCAUCACCUCCCUACACCUAUCCGUUCUCUCCAAUCCAGAUCAUUGUCUUUCCUUCUUUUUGCAGUUAUGAAUUUACCUAUACGAUUUUCUCCCAACAUCCUCUGAGGUGCUUCUGAUCACUGAUUUUACUUUCCGCUUGCUUUCCUUAACUCCUUUUCCUGGUCCUGGACAAUCAAGAUAAAUGCAUAUUAGAUUAGAUAGCAAACAAACAACAUUCAAAUGUAAUGAAUGCUCUGGACCUUUUGGAAGUGUUUCUACAAAUAAGAAUUUAAGGGCCCAGCGCGGUGGCUCACGCCUGUAAUCCCAGCACUUUGGGAGG
Macaca mulatta (Rhesus monkey) is the source of this 1956-nucleotide messenger RNA. RefSeq names its product proline rich 23A (gene PRR23A). NCBI's taxonomy places the organism in Eukaryota, Metazoa, Chordata, Mammalia, Primates, Cercopithecidae. The record is from RefSeq and is a predicted model, not a curated record.